This is a messenger RNA of Cheilinus undulatus (humphead wrasse), 2230 nucleotides long. Its product is annotated as protein only RNase P catalytic subunit. NCBI's taxonomy places the organism in Eukaryota, Metazoa, Chordata, Actinopteri, Labriformes, Labridae. Gene Ontology annotation, biological process: tRNA 5'-leader removal; mitochondrial tRNA 5'-end processing. Gene Ontology annotation, cellular component: mitochondrion; mitochondrial ribonuclease P complex. Bases 304 to 2184 code for a protein of 626 amino acids. The transcript has 10 exons. Gene Ontology annotation, molecular function: protein binding; ribonuclease P activity. The record is from RefSeq and is a predicted model, not a curated record.
UCUGCGACAGCGCAACUCAAGUCAUGCUUGUAGAUGUGUUCAAGUUCGGGAUAUAUUGUGAUUUUGGAGAGACAGAAGCUGCCUUUUGGUUAAGCAUUAAGCAAAAUUAAUUCAGCGGUUGUAUUCAAGGGGUGUCGACGAUCUGUAAAGUAUACUACAGCGUGAUAAACCUGUUUCUUCUGACUUUUUGAAUCGACAAGGUUAGCUGGCUAGUUUCAUUUAAAGGUCAUUGAAUCAUGUUAAUUGCAAAGCUGUAAUUAAUCCACAUUAAGUUCUCACUAGCCCAGAAGUUAAAUACAUAACAUGGGCUCCACUUAUCUAUUGAAAGUAAGAAUAUUUUUGAAACCCUUGACACCUUUUCUUCACAAUGGAAGUUCGUCCCUUUCCACACCGAAGACUUCGGUGCGUGAAUCACAGCUGCCUCUCUCUGUUCGCUUUCUGUGCACAAGAGAUUCUAAAGCAAACACAAGUAGCAGACAGACAAAAAUAAAAAACAGUGGACAAAGUGUUGAGAGAAAAAAUGCAGUCAGGCGCAGAGAAGAGCUAUUGUGGGAUAAUGAUGGAUUGGGAAGAAGUAAGACCCCCACUCUUCGUCAGAGGCCUUCCUUCCCCAAAUCUGUGUUUGCUGCUGGGACAGCAAAGAGGACAGCGGAAAUGUUCAUGAGGAAAUCAGCUCUGGGCUCUCAAAAUGAGGGGCAGCAUGCUGAGGAGGCUGAAGCGAGAACUAGAACAGCAGAGAGGAUACAGCCUCCGGACCGGCCACUCUCGGCUGCAGAUUGGAAGAAGUUGAAGGAGUCUUUGGGAAAUUCAGAACGUUUUGUCAUCCAGAUGAUGGGUGUGCUCUUUCACGCUGGUGCAGAUCUUGAUAUUGCAAAAUCCCUGCUGACUUUUGAAGCCAUAGAAACAGGAACACUGUCUUAUGAAUUGCUCCUGCGGUACCUGACACUCUGUGUGAGCGGUGGCCAUGAUAAUGAGGUGUUUGAUGUUUAUGACAUUAUGCGAGGAAGUUUCCCUUCUCUGGAGACGGGCGCCUCUAGUCUCUUUAUCAAGUCUUUCAGCCGGACAGCAAGGUGGAGGGAGGCUAUUGUCAUCCUGCACGAGCUUAAGAAGGUCUUUAUACCAUCCCAACGAAACUACAGUGAUGUUAUCACAGCAGCGAUGCUUCACAGUGACAAAACUACUGCCUGGGCUCUUUAUGAUGAAUCAAUAGAAAAAGGUCUGAGCCCAAUACAGGAGACCUGGGAUGCUUUGUUUAAGGGUGAAAGGCAAACUGGUAAAGAAAAAGGGAUCGAGGCACAGGGCAUGUCUCAGGCUGAGAUCCAGGAAAGGUUGUUUGGGAUUCUGCUUAACAUGAGGAACAACCAGAUCUACCCAGAACAGAGCCUGGCUAGCAGUAUCAAGACCUGGUUCGAGAGCCUUCCAGAGGAGAAAUGGACAGGAAGCUGGACCACUGCUCCCCUAAAGGGUGUUUGUGGGUGCUGUGGAUCUGCGUUAGAGUCCAUCCAGCUGACAGACGAGGAGUACCAUCAGCUGAAAGGCAGAGUGAUGUCCGACAUCAUUGAGGGCAAAGAUGUUUUUAAAAAGACUACACCGGAGGAGUUGCAGAGGUUCAAGGCAUUUGUGAAAAAGAAGCCCGCUUUCGAUGUGGUCGUGGAUGGACUGAAUGUAGCAAAUUUAAACAAGGACAAGAGCAAGCAGUCAGAGACGUUGUUGGCGGUGGUGUCAGAGCUGCAGAGUCAGGGUCUUUCUGUUCUGGUGUUGGGGAGGAAACACAUGCUGCGUCCCUCCAGAUUCUGGGAGAGAUGUAAUAUGGACCUGAUCAGACAGAAGGCUCAUUGCUUCUUCACUGAAAACAUCUCAGAGGAUGACCCCUUCUUGCUGUAUGCCACUUUGCAUUCUGGGAAUCACUGUAAAUUUGUGAGUAGGGACCUGAUGCGUGACCACAAAGCCUGCCUGCCAGACGGGGCCACCAGACAGCUUUUCUUCAAAUGGCAGAGGGGCCACCAGCUGGUAGUAGAUGGAUUUGUUGCAUUGGGUAGGAGAGUCCGAUUUCAGAGUAUUCCCAGCUAUGACACCAUUGUUCAGCACACAGCAGACUCAUGGCACCUUCCCUACGAUGAUACGGAGGACAGGAGCAGCUAUGAAGUGCCACAAAGAUGGCUCUGCCUUGCCAAAAAGCACUGACACGUUAAAAACUUGUGGUUCAAUUGUCAUUUUUUUCAGCUGUAAA